CAUGAGGAUGAUGGCCGCCGGCGCGGUGCACGGCCUCUUCACGGCCUCCGCGGCCCCGCAGCCGCCGCCGCCCCCGCCGCCGCCGCCGCCGCCGCAACCCCAGCCUCCCCAGCAGCCGUCGCCGCCGCCACAGCAGCCGCCGCCGCCGCAGCCGCCGCAGCAGCAGCAGCCGCCGCCCCAGGCCCCCCCCAUGGAGCCCGAGGCCCCGGAUUCCCGCAAGAGACCCCUCGAGACGCCCCCCGAGGUGGUCUGCACCAAGCGCAGCAACACGGGAGAGGAAGGCGAGUACUUCCUGAAGGUGCUCAUCCCCAGCUACGCCGCCGGCUCAAUCAUCGGCAAAGGUGGCCAGACCAUCGUGCAGCUCCAGAAGGAGACGGGAGCCACCAUCAAGCUGUCUAAGUCCAAAGACUUCUACCCAGGAACUACAGAACGGGUAUGCCUAGUGCAGGGCACGGCAGAGGCCUUGAAUGCUGUCCACAGCUUUAUCGCAGAAAAGGUCCGAGAAAUCCCUCAAGCGAUGACCAAGCCCGAGGUGGUCAACAUCCUUCAACCCCAAACCACGAUGAACCCCGACAGAGCCAAGCAGGCCAAGCUCAUCGUCCCCAACAGCACGGCGGGACUGAUCAUCGGUAAGGGAGGAGCGACCGUGAAGGCGGUGAUGGAACAGUCCGGCGCGUGGGUGCAGCUGUCGCAGAAACCCGAGGGCAUCAACCUGCAGGAGCGCGUGGUGACCGUGAGCGGCGAGCCCGAGCAGGUGCACAAGGCCGUGAGCGCCAUCGUGCAGAAGGUACAGGAAGACCCGCAGAGCAGCAGCUGCCUCAACAUCAGCUACGCCAACGUGGCGGGGCCCGUGGCCAACUCCAACCCCACCGGCUCGCCCUACGCCAGCCCGGCCGACGUGCUGCCCGCCGCCGCCGCCGCCUCUGCCGCCGCCGCCUCGGGGCUGCUCGGUCCCGCGGGGCUGGCGGGAGUGGGCGCCUUCCCCGCCGCGCUACCCGCCUUCUCGGGCACCGACCUGCUGGCCAUCAGCACGGCGCUCAACACGUUGGCCAGCUACGGCUACAACACCAACUCGCUCAGCCUGGGCCUCAACUCGGCCGCCGCCUCGGGCGUCCUGGCCGCGGUGGCCGCAGGGGCCAACCCCGCCGCCGCCGCCGCAGCCAACCUCCUGGCGUCCUACGCGGGCGACGCCGGGGCGGGGCCGGGGGCGGGGGCAGCGCCGCCACCGCCACCGCCCCCCGGAGCGCUGGGCUCCUUCGCUCUGGCCGCGGCCGCCAAUGGCUACCUCGGUGCGGGCGCGGGGGGCGCGGCUGGAGCGGGGGGCGCGCCCCUGGUGGCCGCCGCGGCUGCGGCCGGGGCUGCCGGCGGCUUCCUGACGGCCGAGAAGCUGGCGGCCGAGAGCGCCAAGGAGCUGGUGGAGAUCGCGGUGCCCGAGAACCUGGUGGGGGCCAUCCUGGGCAAAGGGGGCAAGACGCUGGUGGAGUACCAGGAGCUGACGGGCGCGCGCAUCCAGAUCUCCAAGAAGGGCGAGUUCCUGCCCGGCACGCGGAACCGGCGGGUCACCAUCACGGGCAGCCCCGCGGCCACGCAAGCCGCUCAAUACCUCAUCAGCCAGCGGGUCACCUACGAGCAGGGGGUGAGGGCUUCAAACCCGCAGAAAGUGGGAUGAGGCCUGUGGUGUGCGUCCCCACCCCCUCCCGCUCCUCCUCCCUCCUCUUCCUCCUCUCCCCACUCCCGCCAGACUUCAGCUUGGUGUGACUCCUGCUUGGCUUGGGAUGGGGCUGGGGUAGGCCUGGCUUCAUCCUCCCUUCUGGUAGUCAUAGACAGGAUUGAGUGCCGGCUGAGGAGGGGGCUUUUGAGCCCCCUCCCCAGCCUUGAACUGACCUCCUCCUCCUCCCUCCCUGUGCUUGACUGGGCCUGACCCACCUCUCCCGGGGUCCAGGUCUAUGUGAUAUCUGUAUAUAUUGCAUUUUGUUGAUUUUAAUAGAAAACAAAGCGUUAUUUUCUCUUUC
Messenger RNA from Apodemus sylvaticus (European woodmouse), 2012 nucleotides. It is a transcript of the gene Nova2, whose product is annotated as NOVA alternative splicing regulator 2. Gene Ontology annotation, cellular component: nucleus; cytoplasm. The transcript is spliced from 4 exons. The record is from RefSeq and is a predicted model, not a curated record. The coding region runs from base 2 to 1669 and encodes 555 amino acids. NCBI's taxonomy places the organism in Eukaryota, Metazoa, Chordata, Mammalia, Rodentia, Muridae. Gene Ontology annotation, molecular function: mRNA binding. Gene Ontology annotation, biological process: regulation of alternative mRNA splicing, via spliceosome; mRNA splicing, via spliceosome.